Molecule: messenger RNA, 1476 nt
Organism: Tribolium castaneum (red flour beetle)
Lineage: Eukaryota; Metazoa; Arthropoda; Insecta; Coleoptera; Tenebrionidae
Gene: fwe
Product: flower
Exons: 5
Coding region: 215-805 (196 amino acids)
Biological process (GO): vesicle-mediated transport
Cellular component (GO): membrane
Source: RefSeq, a predicted model, not a curated record
GCAUAGUGUUUAACGUUUUUCGUGGCACGGUCUAUAACGAUUGCUAGUCGUGUAAUUUCCAAAAUUGGAAAUUAGAUAUUUUUUUAUUUUUCGGUUUUUGGCCCAUUCGGCUGCAGAUUUUUGCCUCCCGCUGUCAAUCGAUGCCACACGGCUGUCAGUGUCAGUGUCAAUUUGAAUUGUCAGCUUGCUUCUCGGCUCUCGAUUUUCCUUCAAAAUGUCGUUUCAGGACAAGCUCGCCUCGAUUAUGGCCCGUCCUGGGCAGGAUCCCGUCGCCAAAGACGACGUCCCAUGGUGGAUGAAAUACCUGGGCAGAGGGGUAGGAACAGUGGGCAGUGUUAUUGCAAUUUUAUUGGGCGUUUGGAACUGUGUAGGUAUUUUAAUUGGGAAUGUGUCCAGUUUGAUCAGUGGCAUGUGGCAAGUGGUGGCCGCUUUCAUGGUCAUCUGCUGCGAAGCCCCUUGCUGUUGUAUGUUUGUGGACCAUGUGCAGAAAUUCAGCGACUGGGUGGAGAGAAGGCCGUAUUGGAAUCGCGCGUUGGGAUAUGUGAUACUCUCUAUUCCGCCGAUUAUUUUGAGUCCGGGACUGUCGACGAUCUUUGGCAGCGGACUGAUUUUCACCACGGGGGUUAUUUACGGGAUGAUGGCCUUGGGCAGGAAGGCAACUGCAGAGGAGAUGCGUCAAGCAGCCGCCGCAGAAGCCGCCCCCCCAUCUGGUACAAAUAGGCCCAAUUCAAUGCACGCAAAUUUGGUUGCAAACGCUCAACCGAUCAGUUUUACAGGCGCCCCGGUGUACGAUAGCAAUGUUUGAUUGGAUUUUUCAUUAGUCUAAGUGUCCUCCAAGAGAUUUUUAAAUCAGUGUACCUAUGUAAUAUUAAAGUAACAUGUAAAGUUAAGAUAUUUAUCAUUCUCUAUGAAUUUAUUUAUGACAGUGGUUGAUUGUUGAUUACGCUGUAGGUAUGUGCAUAUAUCACAUAGGAAAUUCAGAUUAGGUGAAUCGAUGACGUCAAUUGAUCGGAAAUGCCUAAUUACAUUGCGUAGCUGAUUAGAGCCAACUGCCAAAAUUUCUUUCACUUCAUUUCAUUCGUUCUAGGUAGCUUCCACUGAUUUCUGCAAAGACUGUUUAUUGUUUAAGUUUUGGUCUAAGGUUAUUUUGCUCAAUGGUCAAAAAGGUUUUUAUCAAGCAUUCCAUUGACUGUGGUAACGUUUCAUUUAUCAACAAAAUUUGACCACAUAUCAACGAACGUUUUGGGUGGAUGAUUUUGUUGCUAGUCACAUAGUUUUAUUCCAAUAGCUUCUUCCAUGGGAGAUUUGUUCGGUACGUCUUUAUUUGUGAUGUUUGUACAUUAAUUUUUAUCUCUAUUUACACCCUAAUUAAGACUUAAAGUUUAAAGACCCGAUGUUAGACUAACGUAUUGUUACAAUAUUGUAUAAUGUAUGUAUAUGGAUGUAUUAUUGUAGCAAUAAAUAUCUUAUACAAUA